Molecule: messenger RNA, 2400 nt
Organism: Poecilia reticulata (guppy)
Lineage: Eukaryota; Metazoa; Chordata; Actinopteri; Cyprinodontiformes; Poeciliidae
Gene: abcf2b
Product: ATP-binding cassette, sub-family F (GCN20), member 2b
Molecular function (GO): ATP binding; ATP hydrolysis activity
Source: RefSeq, a predicted model, not a curated record
UUCACCGCCCUUCUUGACCAUAUAUGGUUCGUCUGGCGGUUUAGUGAGCGGCUACAUCCACCCGGCAAAAAGUGGACACGAGACGUCAGUGUGCUCCCGACAUAAGAGCCUUGGAUAACCAUGCCGUCAGACUUGGCCAAAAAGAAAGCAGCCAAGAAGAAGGAGGCAGCCAAAGCCCGUCAGCGCCCCAAGAAGUCUGAGGAAGUGGAUGGGGACGGAGAACAACCGGAGAUCCAAGAAAAUGGAGCAGACAGCAAUGGCGUCGGCAGUUUAACAAAGGAGCUGGACGAGUUCGAGCUGCGGAAGACGGAGGCUCGGGCCGUGACUGGCGUUCUCGCUUCCCACCCCAACAGCACGGAUGUCCACAUCAGCAGCCUGUCGCUCACCUUCCACGGCCAAGAGCUGCUGGCAGACACCAGCCUGGAGCUCAACUCGGGCCGACGCUACGGCCUCAUCGGGCUUAACGGCACCGGAAAGUCCAUGCUACUGUCGGCCAUCGGCCACCGUGAGAUUCCCAUUCCAGAGCACAUAGAUAUUUACCAUCUGACCCGGGAGAUGGCGCCGAGCGACAAGACGGCUCUGCAGUGCGUCAUGGAGGUGGACGAGCAGAGGAUCAUGCUGGAGAAGGAGGCGGAGAGACUCGCUCAUGAAGACUCGGAGUGUGAGAAGCUGAUGGAGCUGUACGAGCGUCUGGAGGAGCUGGACGCUGACAAGGCGGAGAUGCGAGCCUCUCGGAUCCUCCACGGUCUCGGCUUCAGCGCCACCAUGCAGCAGAAGAAGCUGAAGGACUUCAGUGGAGGCUGGAGGAUGCGUGUUGCUCUGGCCAGAGCUCUGUUCAUCAAACCCUUCAUGUUGUUGCUGGACGAGCCGACAAACCACCUGGACCUGGACGCUUGUGUGUGGCUGGAAGAGGAGCUCAAAUCGUUUAAGAGAAUCCUUGUUCUCAUCUCACACUCGCAAGACUUCCUGAACGGCGUGUGUACCAACAUCAUCCACUUGCAUCAGAGAAAACUAAAGUACUACACGGGUAACUAUGACCAGUAUGUGAAGACCAGAGCAGAGCUGGAAGAGAACCAGAUGAAGCGUUUCAACUGGGAGCAGGACCAGAUAGCACACAUGAAGAAUUACAUUGCCAGGUUUGGCCACGGCUCCGCCAAGUUGGCACGACAAGCACAGAGCAAAGAGAAGACGCUGCAGAAGAUGGUGGCGUCAGGCUUGACUGAAAAAGUUGUGAAUGACAAGACGCUGUCAUUUUAUUUUCCUCCCUGUGGGAAGAUUCCUCCUCCUGUUAUCAUGGUUCAGAACGUGAGCUUCAAGUACAGUGACAACACACCGCACAUUUAUAAAAACCUGGAGUUUGGUAUCGACUUGGAUACCCGAGUGGCUCUGGUGGGACCCAAUGGAGCCGGGAAAUCCACGCUGCUGAAGCUGCUGAUGGGAGAGCUCCUCCCUACAGACGGCAUGAUCCGCAAACAUUCACACGUGAAGAUCGGCAGAUAUCACCAGCACCUGACGGAGCAGCUGGAGCUCGACCUUUCACCUUUGGAGUACAUGAUGAAGUGUUUCCCUGAGAUCAAGGAGAAGGAGGAGAUGAGGAAGAUCAUCGGUCGCUACGGGCUCACAGGAAAACAGCAGGUGAGUCCGAUCAGGAACUUGUCAGACGGUCAGAAGUGCAGAGUUUGUUUUGCCUGGCUGGCCUGGCAGAACCCCCACAUGCUGUUCCUGGACGAGCCGACCAAUCACCUGGACAUCGAGACGAUCGACGCGCUGGCGGAAGCAAUCAACGAGUUCGAGGGAGGCAUGAUGCUAGUUAGUCACGACUUCAGGCUAAUUCAACAGGUGGCUCAAGAAAUCUGGGUGUGUCAGAAUCAAACCAUCACAAAGUGGAAGAGCGGCAUCUUGGGAUACAAGGAGCAUUUGAAGUCAAAGAUAGAGAAGCAGUGAAGGCAGGUGACCUGACGCACCUGGUCGCUCGUUUAUGACAUCAUGGACCUGCGAGUUUCUGAACGGAGGAGCAGGAAACGUCCUACUGAACAGAACCAAUCUAUUAUGCAUCUUAUCGGACUCGUCUCUCGUACACCUAGUACUGUUUCCUCACGGUUUGACUGCAGUCCAAGCCCCGCCCCUCCACCUCAGGCUGGGCUCUGAUUGGCUGAUUCACCUGGAAUGCAUUCCAUUGUGUUUGUCUUCAAAGAAGUCUUUUUGUUCCUUCUUAAAAGUUCUGUUUUACCUCAAGAAGAAGUAAGCAGCAGCUUUUAGGUCAUUUUAUCAUAUUUAAAAGGCGACUUCUUUUUUUUGUUUUCUUUCCCCUCCAGUGUAAAAGAGCAGUUCUGCCUUAUUUGACAGUAAUGCAAUAAAGGUUUGUCUCAAUAAACGGAACAAUAAAAACAGCAAAGCGAA